Messenger RNA from Guillardia theta CCMP2712, 681 nucleotides. RefSeq lists its product as hypothetical. Gene Ontology annotation, cellular component: cytosol. NCBI's taxonomy places the organism in Eukaryota, Cryptophyceae, Pyrenomonadales, Geminigeraceae. The record is from RefSeq and is a predicted model, not a curated record. Gene Ontology annotation, molecular function: thiaminase activity. The coding region runs from base 1 to 681 and encodes 226 amino acids. Gene Ontology annotation, biological process: thiamine metabolic process. The transcript has 9 exons.
AUGGAGAGAAUCUCUUCUAUCCGAAACUCAAUCAUUCAGAUGUCAUUUAUUCGAGAAUUGAUCGAUGGAAGCCUCUCAAAAGAACGAUUUCGUUUCUACAUCAUCCAGGAUUCGCUGUACCUGAAGGAAUACUCAAAGGUUUUGGCCAUGCUCGCAGCCAAAGCGCCAAACCCUUCCAUCACGCAAACUAUGGCUCUUGCAUCGAAUUCUGCCGUGUCUGUUGAAGGUUCGUUGCAUGAUUCUUUCCUGAAACAGUUGAAUGUUACCGAUGAAAUUUUUAAAUCGACUGAGCAGUCACGAACCUCAUCCGGUUACACGGAUUUCUUGAUGGCUACUGUGGCCUCUAGACCUUAUGAAGUCGCUUUUGCUGCAGUCAUUCCUUGCUACACUAUUUAUCAUGAGGCAAAAGUUGGCAACUACAUCCAAGACCUCAGUCACAAGAACUCGGCCGAUAUUGACAAGAACCCAUUCAAGGACUGGAUCAGAACAUAUGGUGGAGAGGAAUUCGACAUUGCGACCAAAAAAGCAGUUUCCAUCGUAGAUGAUCUCGCAAGGAAAGCUUCUAGUGAGGUUCGGAAAGAGAUGCUAGAGGCGUUCAUGACGGCUGCAAGAUUCGAAUGGAUGUUUUGGGACAGUGCUUAUCAACUCGAGCAAUGGCCUAUCGACAUUCGUAAUCUUUGA